AUGAAAUCUCUUUCCUAUGCGUUUCGAGUAGGGACAAGUACUGUUUCAAAAAUUGUGUUUGAAACUUGUAAAGCAAUUUGGACUGCAUUACGAGAUGAAGUUUUUCCACAAUUAAACAACUCAUGGAAACGUAUAGCAAGUGAUUUUGAAGAAAAAUGGAAUUUUCCUCACUGCAUAGGAGCUAUAGACGGCAAACAUGUUGUAAUUCAGGCUCCUCCCAACAGUGGAUCCAUUUACUAUAAUUACAAGGGUCAGCACAGUUUGAAUUUACUUGCUUUGUGUGAUGCACAAUAUCGAUUUAUCGUGGUAGACAUUGGAGCAGAAGGACGACAAAGCGAUGGUGGAGUUUUUAGAAAUAGCAAGUUGUAUACUGGAUUACAAGAAAAUUCUCUACAAAUACCAUCACCAGAAAUUGUUAGUGUUGGAGGUCCUAAAUUACCAUAUGUAAUUGUUGCUGAUGAAGCCUUUGCUUUAAAAGAAUAUAUGAUGCGACCAUAUUCCCGGAGUCAAGAACUUGAUCGGAAAAAAAGAUUUUUAACUACAGAUUGA
Messenger RNA from Vollenhovia emeryi, 549 nucleotides. Its product is annotated as putative nuclease HARBI1. The transcript has 2 exons. NCBI's taxonomy places the organism in Eukaryota, Metazoa, Arthropoda, Insecta, Hymenoptera, Formicidae. The coding region runs from base 1 to 549 and encodes 182 amino acids. The record is from RefSeq and is a predicted model, not a curated record.